CGCGAGAUUCUUAUGUCAGGACAUUCUCGCGACAAUGACAGCGGGAUUUAGUUAAAUUACAUUAAAAAAAAAAAAAAUGGCGGACCGGCUAACGCAACUCCAAGACGCUGUCAAUUCGCUUGCAGAUCAGUUUUGUAAUGCCAUCGGCGUCCUGCAACAAUGUGCGCCUCCUGCUUCCUUCAGUAACAUCCAGACAGCUAUCAACAGAGACCAGCCAGCAAACCCAACCGAAGAGUAUGCCCAGCUGUUUGCAGCUCUGAUCGCCAGAACAGCCAAAGAUGUGGAUGUACUCAUUGACUCUCUGCCCAGCGAGGAGUCCACAGCAGCUCUGCAGGCGGCCAGUCUGCGGCAGCUGGAGGAGGAGAACCACGAUGCCGCCGCCCGUCUGGAGGAGGUGGUUUACCGCGGCGAUAUGCUGCUGGAGAAGAUCCAGAGCGCCCUGGCUGACAUCGCCCAGUCUCAGCUCCGCACCCGCAAUGGACCACCUCACCAGCCCUCACCAGCCGAAUCCUGACCGGCAGUGUGCAAAACGCAGUUCUGGACAAUUUUCAGCCAUUUUCCCUUCUCCCCAUUCUGACUCUUUGUUUUUACCCUCAGACGUCAGCUGCGAGCCUCAAAACACUCGCAACGCUGAAUUUGUCUGCGACGGUAACGCGAGGUGCCAUACAGUUAGCGGAAACAUCAUUUGGUUGCUUAACUGCAAUGUUCUUUUUUCUUUUACACAGCAGCCACUGGUCUCCAGGCAACCACAGAAAAAUGUGUAAAACACUAGAUGCCUGUUGACGACGUCUCAAGUUUUUCGUAUGUCUAUGUUGUAUAUUGAUUGAAGUCUGUUUUUGUAGAUAUUUAUGAAAGAAAUGAUUUGAAAUUCUGAUUUUGGAGCAUCUUUA
This is a messenger RNA of Sander lucioperca (pikeperch), 890 nucleotides long. RefSeq names its product mediator complex subunit 21 (gene med21). The record is from RefSeq and is a predicted model, not a curated record. Gene Ontology annotation, biological process: regulation of transcription by RNA polymerase II. NCBI's taxonomy places the organism in Eukaryota, Metazoa, Chordata, Actinopteri, Perciformes, Percidae. The transcript is spliced from 4 exons. Gene Ontology annotation, molecular function: transcription coregulator activity. Bases 77 to 514 code for a protein of 145 amino acids. Gene Ontology annotation, cellular component: mediator complex.